This is a messenger RNA of Neurospora crassa OR74A, 953 nucleotides long. RefSeq lists its product as hypothetical. NCBI's taxonomy places the organism in Eukaryota, Fungi, Ascomycota, Sordariomycetes, Sordariales, Sordariaceae. Bases 287 to 619 code for a protein of 110 amino acids. The transcript is spliced from 3 exons. The record is from RefSeq and is a predicted model, not a curated record.
AACAGACCGGACUUGUACAAAUGUGAGUGACAGAAGAAGGGAGCUCGAGCGCACAAUCGAACUCGCCGUAUCUCACCAUUCGUUAUAUCUUGCACAAGCUGCUCGCUUCCCAGGCCUGCCCUGCCCGAUAUAUGAUAUUAAGAUCAUACUGCAUAUCUCAACCUCUCGCCUUGAACUUGACGACCAUCUACUCGACUUCCAUUGCCAGAGAACUUGAAUUGAGCAUUGUGCUUACCUUAUUUACCUAUUAAUUUGCCUUACCGAAAAGAAAAGGACACAAACAAACAUGGGUAUCGUCCACGUCGAACUCUUUGAGUUCAAACCCCUGGCGACACAGGAGGAAGUUCAGCAGGUCUGCGACAAAAUGAUGUCUCUCAAAGACCGCUGCAUCCACCCGAAAACGCACAUGCCGUACCUCAAGACGGCGAUAGGAGGAGCGGAUGUUUGUCCUGAGGGGUUGAGGGGCCGCAUCUCCCACGUGUUUGUGAGCGAAUUCGACACACCCGAAGACCGCAAAUUCUACCUGGAGGAGGACCCGGCGUUCCGGGAGGCUGUGGAGAGCAUCGAGGGGAUUGUGGAGAGGAGGCAGGUUGUUGAGUUUAGCCCGGGGGAGUUUUAAUGCUGGUUGGGAUUUCUUUCAUUUUUUUUUUUUUUUCAUAUUUUUUUCCUUUCUCUUUCUAUUGGUCAUUUGGUGCUGCAAGACAACGUGGACAUGAAGGUUAAAUGAAGAAUGAGAUGGAGAUAGUGGGGAAAGGGUCCUUUUUUUUGCUUUUUCUUCUUUCUUUAUCUUGGAGGCUUUGAUGUUUUGGAUUGGUUGGUAAAGUAUGAAGCCCUGAAUAGGUAGCAAGGCGAAGAAAUAAGGCGGGCUGAAUGAAGAUGGGUGGUACAUAGCCGUCGACGACCGAGGUGCUUAGGAACAUUAUAGCAUGGUCUAUUUAGUCGACACUCCAAGC